Schizosaccharomyces osmophilus is the source of this 534-nucleotide messenger RNA. RefSeq names its product Atg12 conjugating enzyme Atg10 (gene atg10). The record is from RefSeq and is a predicted model, not a curated record. Gene Ontology annotation, molecular function: ubiquitin-like protein transferase activity. The coding region runs from base 1 to 534 and encodes 177 amino acids. The transcript has a single exon. Lineage: Eukaryota; Fungi; Ascomycota; Schizosaccharomycetes; Schizosaccharomycetales; Schizosaccharomycetaceae.
AUGAACUUUCGGCAACAUCUCCUCCAAUUGAUUCCUGCAUUGGUGAGUCGAGGUAUUUCUUGCGAGUUUAUGGAAUUCUUUGAACCUGUAUUACGACUCAAAUGGCAAGUGAAACCAUACAAUGAUGAAACAACAUCAUUCGUUGUUGAAGAGGAAAGUGAGAUGAUUUAUGUGUCGCCUGAUGUAUCGGUCGAAGCUUGGAUUCGCUUUUCGCCUUCCUUUCAGGUCCCCCAAUUUUUCUUUCAAUUGUAUUCCGAAGGUUGUUUCCCUUACACUAAGCUUGAAGGCGUAGCUGCUCUCCUCCGCCCAGAAAAUCGAGACCUGGCUUUGGAAGCUUUGGCAAUUGGCGAUUGUCCUGGUUCAAAUGGCAUCGCCUGGUACGUUCAUCCAUGCUGUACUCAAAGUUUCUUCCAAACGUUAGAAAUUUCCAAACAAGAUACUUCUUACUUGCCGAUGUGGAUCCUGUAUAUCCACCGAUUGCUCUCCCCGAUUACCGCUCCUAUGGUAGAAGCUCUCGACGACAAGUCGCCUUGA